Molecule: messenger RNA, 1842 nt
Organism: Camellia sinensis
Lineage: Eukaryota; Viridiplantae; Streptophyta; Magnoliopsida; Ericales; Theaceae
Source: RefSeq, a predicted model, not a curated record
AUGAAAGCCAAACCAAGCAAAACCUUAUUCUUUGUGAGCCUUCAAGGUUUGCUUUUAAAAACUCCCGUCCCCUGCUUACGGAGACAGAGCGAGAGAGAGAGAGAGAGAUGGAGACUAUUGCAGAAGGUGAGGUAAACCAAAUCAUGUCAAAAUCGAAGGAGCAAUCCACAUCCACACCGGAGCCGGUGAGCUCGGCGUUGGAAGACGUGCUAUCGGAUAUGAGCUUGUCGUACUUACGGAGACUACAACGAGCCACAACCAUUGAACUUAAUACUCUCUUCAAGCUUGCAGCUCCUGCAAUUGUAGUUUACUUGCUCAACAAUGUCACUUCCAUGGCCACCCAAAUCUUUUGUGGCCAUCUUGGUAAUCUUGAGCUUGCUGCUGCUUCUCUUGGCAACAAUGGCAUCCAAAUCUUUGCCUAUGGUGUCAUGCUUGGAAUGGGAAGUGCAGUGGAGACACUAUGUGGCCAAGCCUAUGGAGCUCACAAGUAUGGAAUGCUAGGCAUAUAUUUACAAAGAUCAACAAUCCUCCUCAUGGCAACAGGCAUUCCACUCACAUUCAUCUACAUAUUCUCUAAGCCCCUCCUCCUCUUGCUCGGCGAAUCGUCUGAAAUAGCGUCUGCAGCUGCCAUAUUCGUAUACGGUCUCAUCCCACAAAUCUUCGCAUACGCCGCCAACUUCCCCAUUCAAAAAUUCUUACAAGCGCAGAGCAUUGUAGCCCCGAGUGCCAUAAUCUCCGCGGUCACACUAGUAUUUCACUUGAUUGUGACGUGGCUCGUGGUGUACAAGUUGGGUUGGGGAUUGUUGGGUGCUUCACUGGUGUUGAGUUUGUCAUGGUGGAUUGUGGUGGUGGCUCAAUUUGUGUAUAUAUUGAUGAGUAGUAGGUGCAAGGAGACAUGGAGUGGGUUCAGUUUGCUGGCAUUUUCUGGGCUGUGGAAUUUCUUGAAACUGUCUGCUGCUUCUGGGGUUAUGCUGUGUUUGGAGACUUGGUAUUAUCAGAUUCUUGUUUUGAUUGCUGGGUUACUUGAAGAUGCUGAGAUUGCCUUGGACUCUCUUUCUAUUUGCAUGACCAUAUCUGGAUGGGUGUACAUGAUUGCUGUGGGGUUCAAUGCGGCUGCCAGUGUGAGGGUGAGCAACGAACUUGGGGCAGGACAUCCAAAAUCAGCCUCUUUCGCAGUUAUAAUUGUAACCUUAAGCUCAUUUGUCAUCGCUGUAAUAUUGGCUGUGGUAGUGCUCAUAUUGCGCCAUGUCAUCAGUUAUGCCUUCACUAGCGGCACCACCGUCGAAGAAGCAGUCUCCGAACUUGCACCCUUCUUGGCAGUUGCCAUCGUACUCAAUGGUGUUCAACCUGUUUUGUCUGGGGUUGCUGUUGGGUGUGGAUGGCAAGCAUUUGUUGCGUACGUAAACGUUGGAUGUUAUUACGUGGUUGGUAUUCCACUAGGUGCACUACUCGGCUUCAAAUUCAAUCUUGGUGCUAAGGGAAUAUGGUCAGGGAUGAUAAUGGGCACCAUGAUUCAAACUAUUAUUUUAAUAUGGGUAACUUUUCGGACCAAUUGGGAUAAAGAGGUGGAGAAAUCAAGGGAUCGAUUGGAUAAAUGGGCAGACAACAAGGAUGAGGAGCCUCUUUUGUCAAGCUCAUGAGUUGCAGGCCACACAGCAUGGCCCAAUUGCCCCCUUAAAAAUAACUUCUAUGAGGCCAUAUGACAGCAGUAUUGGAAUAUGUAUCGGUAUGAGCAAUAUAUGUCAUAUAUUGGACAGUAAUAAAUGAAAUAUUAAUAAAUAAUGAUAUCGAAAAUUUAAAAUCUCAAUAUAUAAUGAAUAAUAUAUACGAUAUUUAAACCUA